Messenger RNA from Scylla paramamosain (green mud crab), 8007 nucleotides. RefSeq names its product neurocalcin homolog (gene Nca). The transcript has 7 exons. The record is from RefSeq and is a predicted model, not a curated record. Lineage: Eukaryota; Metazoa; Arthropoda; Malacostraca; Decapoda; Portunidae. Bases 347 to 922 code for a protein of 191 amino acids. Gene Ontology annotation, molecular function: calcium ion binding.
CCUGCGGCGAGACAGUCCGCGCCGCGCCCAACAGAUGGCACAAGUGUUGUCUGCUGAGUGACUCUGUGGUCGAUUUUUCGCGGAUUUUUACUCAUUUCCCGACGCUGCUCUCGUGCCAGGACGGAGUCUGAUGCAGGAGCCGUGAAGAUCACUCAGGGACACACCCCCACCCCCCUUCCUCCUCCCUCGCCUCCCAGGUACACCCAGGAACAAGAGAGAGAGAGACCGGAUCAGACAGAACGUGCCUGCAUCCCAGUGAAAGCAGGAGAGACAGUGGCCGGGAGAGAGCAGCAGCAGCACCAGUAGAUUAGUAGCCGCCGCCGCUGCCGCCGCCACCGCCGCCACAAUGGGCAAGCAGAACAGCAAACUCAAGCCAGAAGUGUUGGAAGACCUGCGCUCCAACACUGAGUUCACAGACUCCGAGAUCCAGGAGUGGUACAAAGGGUUCUUGAAGGACUGUCCCACGGGUCACCUCUCUGUGGAGGAGUUCAAGAAGAUAUACGGAAACUUCUUCCCUUACGGCGAUGCAUCAAAGUUUGCCGAGCACGUGUUCCGGACCUUUGACGCAAACGGAGACGGAACGAUCGACUUCCGGGAGUUCCUGUGCGCCCUGUCCGUCACUUCAAGAGGCAAACUGGAGCAGAAGUUGAGGUGGGCCUUCUCCAUGUACGACCUCGACGGUAAUGGAUACAUCAGCAGGCAGGAGAUGCUGGAAAUUGUCACGGCGAUUUACAAGAUGGUUGGGUCGGUGAUGAAGAUGCCUGAGGACGAGAGCACUCCAGAGAAGCGCACGGACAAAAUCUUCCGGCAGAUGGACAAGAACAAGGACGGCAAGUUGAGUCUGGAGGAAUUCAUUGAGGGCGCCAAGAGUGACCCCUCCAUCGUGCGUCUGCUGCAGUGUGACCCUCAGUCCUCACAGUGACCUCCCUCCGACUGACCUCCCUCACCCUGACCCCACACCCCCCCACAGUAACUGGAGAGAGAGACGGGCGGCCAUUUCGUCCCGUGUCCUCUCUCUCUCGCCUCUCUCGUCCUCGCCCGCCCAAGCAUUCCUCCUUCCUGACCCAGAUUCUCCAUUUGUAUGACUCCUCUGCCUUCCACACGUCUGGGGUCCUGCGUGGUGUCCUGCGUGGUCCCCCUGUGGUCCCCCGUGGUCCGUUCUAAGGGUUCUGGUCCCCUGAGUGACCCGUGUGUUGGUCUGCUGGGGAGGGGAGCCGAGGAGACGUCACCCAAGGUUUUCUAGCGUAGAGGUACUGGGGACAUUUGAAGAAGAUGUCUGAACCUUUUUUUUAUCCAUUCAAUGUCUUGUCCAGCUGUUGUGGAGCCUCGCUGGGGUGUGUGGCCGGACUCCUCCAGGGCGGGACUGCCGGCUGGGCGGGUCAGCGGACUAACGGACAAACAGACGCGCCCGGGGUCCCACACACGCCGCUAGCACAAACGUUUCUUGUCUGGUGCUUGCCGCGGGUCAGCACAGCUCCUGGUGGUGGGUGCUGGGUUGGCGGUGCCCCUGUCAUGCUCCCUGUGCCACUAUGGGGGUCACCAGGGGGUUGCCAGGGUCACCGCCCCCAUCCCCCCAGGCUGUGCUCGGCCCCGCGGUGGUUGGCUUUCCUUCCUCCGUUGUGUCCUGAGUCUGUCAUCAACAUACCAUUUAUUGUAUAUGUAUUCCAUCUCUUUUUUAUUUUCCAUUUAUUAUUCCUAUUGCAUGUUUAUACAAGCAGGUGUUUGGUAUAUCUCUUUCCCAUAACUCCCUCGAUUCAAACACUCCCGGCCACAAACAGGGGGAGCUGCUAUAAUAAUAAUAAUAAUAAUAAUAAACUCUAACGGAUUAUAAAUAUUUUGUAACUUUUAAUAUUAGACGACUUGCGUAAGUACUGGUAAUGAGCUAAUGUUGCAUAAUGACUAAAGGUGUAUUAACUACUGUAUACUAGAGCCAGGAGCUGACGUAGCGCGUUACUUAGACACCACACAGCUGCAGCGGCGGCGGCAAUGGUGGCAGCGGGGCGCAAGGGACAGACUGCCGCAGGAAAGAAAGGUUCACAUCCCAGGAAGAACAAAGGAAAUGUGUGUCUUUGGCUUGUAAUGGGAAGGAAAGGUUCAUAUCCCAGGUGAAACAACAACAAGGACAGUCUAGUUUUGUACUGGGGAAAGAAAUUUACACAUCUCAGGAAGAACAAGGAUCAACAUGGGUUAUUACUGCCAAGAGAAGUCCAAAGAAGAUUGGUUAUUAUUGCUAAGAGAAGUCUGAGGAAAAUAAAGUUACUGUUGUUUUGUAUCCAUUGAGAAAAGGAAGCUACAGAUCCCAGGAAGAACAAAGAAUAAGAGAGGUGCCAGUGUCUUGUUUGUACUAGCAAAAAAAAAUGUGAGAGGUACCAGUGUCUUCUUUGUACUGGCAAAAAAAAAAUGUAAUAGUUUAUUUCCCAGGAAGAAGAAUGAAAGAGUUACUAUUAGUUUAUAUUAUUGAGAAAAAAAAGUUACAAUUCCCAGGAAAAACAAAGGAGAAAGAGAAUUACUAUUGUCUAAUUUGGCCUGGGAAAGAUAAGGUUCACAGCCCAGGAGGAACAAGGAGUUAGAGAGUUUCUGUUGCCUUGUUAGCACUGGGAAAGAAAAGUUACACAUCCCAGGAAGAACAAGGAUUUAAGAACAAUGUCACAAUAUGAGCUAGCAUUAAAAAAAAAAGCCACAAGUAACAGUUCCACAUUGUCUAAAGUAUAACCCAAGUAACUAAAAAAAAAAAAGACACACAUUUGUCCCUUACGUCCCUUGUCCACCAAAGACGCCUCAAAUAUAUAACAAAUAAAAAAAUCAACACUAUUUUGCUGAUGAACAAUAAUCAUAAUGAACGCAAAAACCAACUUUAGCUAACGCAUAAUAAUAACCAAACCAAUACACGCAGCAAAAAACACACACACACACACACACAUGGAACGACAGACAGACACACGCACGGCCGCUAAAUAAAGACAAAGAGAAGAGAGAGAUAAGUACACCUCAUUAACAGUGCUUAACAUGAUUCAACACGUUCCUCUUUGCUUAUCUGUUGUGCUUGUAAUCUAGAGGGCAACACUGGGCCUUAUCCAUUCAUUGUCUUGUCAAAUUUAUACACUACAUUCAUACACUAAGAAGCUCCACAAACACAAAGUCUCAUCAGAAAUUUGUCCAUUUUCUUUUGUUUUUUAGUGUAUUUUAUUUAUUUAUUUAUUUACAAGACGGUUCUUUCCCCACACAAAGUCUCAUUGGAUAUUUUUUUUUAUUUUAUUUUGGUAUUUGUUUUUCCAUAUAAAAACGUCAAUUUUUUUUAUUAUGUCAAAGAUCUUUUUUUUUACCCCUUUUUAUAUCUAAAGUCUUGAUAGAACAAUUUUUUUUAUCCAGUCUCAUUAAAAACCUAACAUUGUUUUUUGAUUAAUACAGAGACUUUUAUCUUUUCAUCUUUUGGAGGGGGAAAGUUCAAAAAGUUGGUUCAAAGACGAGACUGCGAAAAAAAACAACAAAAAAACUUAGGUCGACUCGUUAGAAAGCAAGAAAAGAUUUGGUUUGGUGGUGCAGUAAGCAUUUCUUGGGUUAUGGGACCUGCUGGCAUGAAAACAAAAUAUCUUGUGCUUGUUGGAGUGGUUAUAUAUAAAGUUAAGGUGUGUUUUUAUCCAUUGUUUUUCCUUGUGUUUAUUUCCCUUCCCUCCUUCCCUCAAACGCCUCAUGUCUCGCUUCACGCCUUGUUUUUUUUUUUUUUUCUUCUUAUUUUUCCCAUUGUGUGCUGUGUUUUUUGUAUCAGUUUUAUUCUGUUUUAUUCCAUUUAUUGUUCUAGUGUUUCUCUUUUUUUCCCUUUUGUCUUUUUCUUCCCUGUUGUGGUGAAAUUUUUUACUCUCUUUUCUUUUCUAUUUUUUUUCAUACCUUCCUUUCUUUUUCUUCCUCUCAUCAUCAUCUCAUUAUUUACUUCCUUUACUUUCCUUCCUUCCUUCCUCUCUUUAUCUUCUCUUUAUUUACUUGGUUUCUUUUCUCUCUUAAUCUUCACAAGUCCUUUUCUUUUACUCUCCUCUUCUCUUCCUUCUCCUCAUCCUUCUUCUCUUCUUUUCUGCUUCUAUUUUGUGCUAUUGUUCUUGUUUUCCCUUUCCCUGUUAUCCUCUGCCCUUUCCUCUCCUCCUCCUCCUUUUUUUUUAUAUACUUUUUUUAUUUUUUCUUCAUAAUUCACUAUACAUGAACUUUUUUCCUCAGGUAUUUUUGUUUUCCUUUCAUUUCUUUCUUUCCAGUUACUCCUCCUCUUCCUCCUCUAAUCCUUUUUUUUAUUCCUCCUUUUGUCUUCCAGAUCUUCUAAUUUCUUGUGGUUCUUUGGUCAAUCCUCCUCCUCCUCCUCCUCCUUGUCUUCCUUAGGUUAUCUUGAUUGUUACCUUUUCCUCCUCCUCCUCUCUCUCAUUUCCUCUAAAUCUUCCUUACUCCUCCUCCUCCUCCUCCUCUACCUUCUAUUCUCCUUCCUUAUUUGGUCUUUCAAUUCUUCUCUCCUCGUCUUCCUACUUAAAUCUACGUCUUAAUAUCUUCCCUCCUCCUCCUCCUCCUCCAGUGCUUAUGUUUGCUUCUUGUUUUCUGUGGAGCCAUUUCCCGUUUUCUUUGUCCUCAGUUGUUCUCGUGUGCACAAAGUCAUCGCCGUCAUCGUCACUCUGUUGUUGAUGACGGUACGAUGUUGUUUAGGUUUACUUGGUUUAAUUGGCUUUUUUUUUUUUUUUACUCUAAUUAUUAUUAUCUCUUUUGUCAUGUGGGGGUUGUAUCUUGAAAUGUUGUUAAUGAAAGUGUUUAUAAAGUUAGUUUUUCUUAUUUUAUUUUCUUGAUUUUGUCUUAAGUUUUCAUAUAUUCAAAAUUGUGUUUUCUUGAUUUUUUUGUUUAUUUGUCAUUUUUUUUGUAAGUUUUCUGUAUUUUUUUCUUAUAUUUUUUUUUAAGUUCAUAGGUUUUCACAAAUUAUCUUUCCUUGUACCUUUUCUUGAUUCCUUUGUCAUUUUCAGUUUUCUUUAUAUCUUUGGGUAAAAUUUUGUAGCUUUCCUUAUUUCUUUUUUUAUUUGAUAGUUUUUCUUAAUGGUGCUGUUCAAGAAAUGAUUCUGUUGCAUUCUGAGCACUUCCUUUUUUAAUCCAUGAACUAUUAUUAUCAUUAUUAAAUGGAGAUAAGUGAAAAAAGUAUUCCUUCCUUCAUUAUUAUCUAUACAUUAAUAAUAUACAUGUUUAUACAAUGAUGUUAAAAAGUUGGAAAAACAAAAAUGAAAAAAAAUCUUUGAUGAUGAAAAAAAAUAAUAAAAAAAUCUGCUAUUUCUUGUUUCUGUUUCUUUGCAUAAUAAUAAUAAUAAUAAUAAUAAUAAUAAUAAUAAUAAUAAUAAUAAUAAUAAUAAUAAUAAUUACUUAUGCCCCCCAAAAUAAAAAGUUAUGUUGACUUUUUAAAGAAACCAAUCAAAAUUUUUCCUUUCCUUUUUUUUCGUUUAUAAAUACAUCUUUUGAAACAUGAAUAAAAUCCUUCCUUAUCUUUUGUAUGAUGUCCUGAUGAUGACGGUGAUGGUAAUGGUGAAGGUGAUGACAGUAAUGAUGAUGGUAAUGAAGAUAAUGGUAGUGGUGAUGGUGACAGUAACAGUGAUGGAAACGAUGAUGAAAAUGAGAAGACUUGAAUAGAUCAUUUUCUUUCAGUCUUUUGAUGAUGAUGAUGAUGAUGAUGAUGAUGAUGAUGAUGAUGAUGAUGAUGAUGAUAGUGAGUAGUGAUGAUGAUGAUAGUGAUGAUGAUGAUGACAAACAGAAAACUUCCCCUAUAUAAUUAAUUUGUCGCCAUUUCUUUAGUCUUGACAGUGGUAAUGAAUAAAAAUAGUGAUGAUAUAAUGAAACAGCUUAAUUACAAACACAGAAGGAAAGAGAAGAAAGAAAAAAACAAAAAACAAAAAAAACGAACAAAAUAUUUAUACUAUUACUGCUGUUUUAGUUUUUCACUUGGGGGUUCAGGAAAUUUUCUAAGCUAACCUACAUACAGUAUUGUGAUCAUUGCUGCUAAUAUCAACAAAUUUUACCUCCCUGUACUACUCCUACUACUACAUUAAUAUUUGAAAGGUUUGCACAAGUGACUUUUUAUAUAUAUACAAUACAUACGCCAAUAUAUCUCCCUUUGAAACGCCUGCCUACCGGGGCGGGCGUGUGGCUGUGCAGUGCCUCUGUUACUACUACACCUGUUUGUCUUCGCAGGCUUGGAGAAUGAAAAAUGAAAACAAGCCUUUAUUAAUACACUCGACUUGUUUUUGCUGGCUGUUUAAACAUUUACUACAGUACAUUCUGAUUGGCGUUCGUUCUUUCGCUCUUUCCUGGUUACUUCUUCACCUGUUUAUCUUUGGAGGCUUGGAAUGAAUGAAAAAACAAGCCUUAAUUAAGAUACUCGACUUAUUUUUGCCGACUACUGCUCUGACAUUUACUACGGUACAUUCUGAUUAGUGUUCUCUGUCUGUUCUUAAUUCGUAUGUCUGUAUCUCUCCCUCUUACGCUUCUGUUGGUCUAGACAAGCACGAAACAAACAGACUCGUGACGUUUUUUUGCCACCAACUGUUCUGACGUUUUGAUUAGUCUCUCUCUCUCUCUCUCUCUCUCUCUCUCUCUCUGCUAUCUGUUUCUUCUCAUUUUGGGUGAAUUUAUAGAUUACAGCAUCUCUCUCAAAGACCAUUGUGUGUUUUCUGAUUUGGUCGGGUUUAUAUCUUUGUGUUUUUGUUACGUACUUCUAUUGGAGUUUGUUUUUCUUGGUCUUGCAUGGUGUAAUCUCACCUAGCCUAACAAGAAGCUCAAUUGACCAAUCAUAUCAUUGCUGUAAAUUGUUAUUAUUAUUUAUUAACAUUUUUUCUAGCCUGAUUAAAAUAAUUUAGUCUUCUCACUGAACAGAUGCUAAAUUAACCUAGCAUACAGUUGUUGCAAAUUGUUGUUAUUAUUUAUCAACUUUUUUUUACAUUGUUCAACUUUUCCUCAGUCUAACCAACUUUCGGUAAAUAUAUAUAUUGUUGUACAUACGUUUUUACUAUCAUUAUUAUUGUUGCUGUUAAUAUUUUUAAGUCUAACCUAACCUAACCUAAACUAACAAACUUAACACUAAUUGUUACAACCCAAACCAUUCCAUAAUAUUAAUAAUAAUAAUAAUAAUAAUAAUAAUAAUAAUAAUAAUAAUAAUAACAAUAAUAAUGAUAAAACAGAAUGACUUAAUUGGAAAUGCACAGUUUGGUGAGACAAGAGAGAGUGACCGUAAUUCUUAUAAUAAUCACUGUAAUUCUGUAACCUGUAAUUACUGAGUCAUGGCAUCUAUCACAUCAGCACGACAUGACCUGACAUGACACGACCUGGCCUGACCUGACCUCUUCCCAUUUUCUAUGACCUCUCUGUUCAGUACAAGGGUGCCAAAAAUAAAUACAUACAUAAAUAAAUAAAAGAAACUAAAUUGCCAAAUAUUCCAUUAACAAAUUUACACAAAAUUAAAAACUAUUUCUUUAAUAUUUCCUUAAAAAAAUAAAUAAAUACAUGUUAGUGUUACUUUGUACCAGACAGACAGACAGACAGACAGACAGACAGAUAGACAGACAGACAGACAGAGAGGCAAACCAACAAAAUGACAAACAGACAGACAGACAAACAUCAAAAUGACAAGCAGGCAUACAAACCAACAAACAAACAAACAAAACUGACUGACAAGACGGUUUCAAUUGACACUUAACUUCUCCUCUACUUUUUUCCCUUACUCACCCCAGCAAGCAACUUUAGCCUGAGUUAGUGUGGGGGGGGGAAGGGCGUGGGAUAAGCCGCCCCUCCCCACCCCUCCCUUCCCCCCUUCCUCUGCUGGGUCAAAAAAUAUAUUAGAAAAAGAAACUGAAGCACAAAAACAGUCUUGCUUUUUUUGGAAACAGAAUGAAGAAAACAAACAGUAAGUCUCUACAUUCAAAACCAAAGUUGAUGUGUUGUCCAAUUCCUUCUUGUUGUGUUUUCCUGUGCGACGAUUCAUGAAAUAAAGAAUACAGCAACAAGAAA